AUGACUAAGAGAUCGUAUCUUGGCCUCCGUGGUCAAGCGCUGAACUAUGCCAUCGGCAUCAUUGCCGGGUGUGACUUUAUGCUGUUCGGCUACGACCAGGGUGUUAUGGGCGGCAUCCUGACACUGGAUAUUUUUCUGAACCAAUUCCCCAUUAUCAAUCCGGCAGCGGCCAGCGGGACGGAGUCGUCGCGCCGGUCGACGUACCAGGGCAUCUCCGUGGCCUCGUACAACCUCGGCUGCUUCCUGGGCUCGAUCAUCACCAUCUUCAUCAGCAACCCACUAGGCCGCAAGCGGAUGAUCAUGCUGGGCACAGCCGUCAUGGUUAUUGGUGCAGCGCUGCAGGCAUCCGCCUUGACGAUCGAGCACCUGAUCAUCGGCCGGAUCAUCACCGGUAUGGGCAACGGCUGCAACACGUCGACAGUGCCGACGUGGCAGUCAGAGACGUCGCGCGCACACAAGCGUGGAAAGCUUGUCAUGAUCGAGGGCGCUUUGGUGUCGGGCGGCAUCAUGAUCUCGUACUGGAUCGACCUCGGCUUCUCAUUCGCGCCCGGUUCUGUGGCCUGGCGCUUCCCCCUGGCCUUCCAGAUCGUCUUCUGCCUGCUGAUUCUCACUUUCAUCCCGUAUUUGCCGGAGUCGCCGCGCUGGCUGGUCCUCAAGGGCCGCGAGGACGAGGCGCGCGAUGUUCUGGCCGCUCUGGCCGACUGCGGCGUCGAAGACCACGCGCUGCAUGCCGAGCUGGCAGAGAUCCGCGAUACCGUCCGCGAGAUGGCCAGCGGCUCGUUCAAGGACCUUUUUUCCGCCAACCGCGACCGCAACCUGCACCGCACAAUCCUUGCCUAUGCCAAUCAGGUCUUCCAGCAAAUCUCCGGAAUCAACCUCAUCACCUACUACGCCCCUGUUAUCUAUACCAGUCUUGGCAUGGGCUCUUUUCUCUCACGUCUGCUGGCCGCCCUCAAUGGCACCGAGUACUUUCUCGCCUCUUGGCCUGCCGUCUUCCUCGUCGAGCGUGUUGGCCGCCGCAAGCUGAUGCUUUUCGGUGCCACCGGCCAGGCCAUCACCAUGGCCGUCCUCGCUGGCGCCAACUCCAUCUCGGCUACCAACACGGCCGCCGCCAUUGUGGCCGUCGUCUUCCUCUUCGUCUUUAACACAUUUUUUGCCAUCGGCUGGCUAGCUAUGACCUGGCUAUACCCAGCCGAGGUGGUGCCUCUGCGCAUCCGCGCUCCAGCCAAUGCACUUUCGACCUCAGGCAACUGGAUAUUCAACUUCAUGGUUGUCAUGGUCACUCCCGUCGCCUUCUCGAGCAUCGGCUACAAGACCUACAUCAUUUUCGCCGUCAUCAAUGCCUUUAUUGUCCCAUGUGUCUACUUCUUCUACCCCGAGACCGCCUAUCGCUCUCUUGAGGAGAUGGAUGCCAUCUUUCACAAAGUUCACGGCUUACGUGGCAUCCUCACCGUCGUACGCGUCGCCCAAGAGGAACCACGGCGCUACGGCAAGAAUGGCGAGCUACUGAUCGACUACGAGCAGACCGAAGCGUACUGCAAGAAGCACGGUCACGGCCAGCUAAAGCACGACUUAAAACAAACCACGGCCUAUCCUUUGGAGGGAAGCGACAGCGGGAUUGGAGCCGCCUAA
This is a messenger RNA of Grosmannia clavigera kw1407, 1632 nucleotides long. Its product is annotated as major facilitator superfamily transporter monosaccharide. Gene Ontology annotation, cellular component: membrane. The record is from RefSeq and is a predicted model, not a curated record. Gene Ontology annotation, biological process: carbohydrate transport; transmembrane transport. The coding region runs from base 1 to 1632 and encodes 543 amino acids. Gene Ontology annotation, molecular function: carbohydrate:proton symporter activity. NCBI's taxonomy places the organism in Eukaryota, Fungi, Ascomycota, Sordariomycetes, Ophiostomatales, Ophiostomataceae. The transcript has 2 exons.